UGUCAUACAAGCAUUUUCUAAAACACUGUCUCCCACAACCAAAUCAAAUACACUAAUUUAUUACUACUAUUUUUUUCUCAUUGAACUCUAAUAAAGUCGUCGCUUUAGCUGAAAUUUCUGAGUUCCAACCAUGUCUUCUUCCCCUAAACUCCGCCAUGAAAAUGGCCCAACAACCACCUCAAAACCCGAAUCUAAACCCAUAACCGGAACCGAAAUUGAGGCAGAGUUCUCACACCACGACCUCACUGUAGCCCGAAUCAACAAUGGCAGCUUCGGAUCAUGCCCGUUAUCAAUAAUCUCUGCCCAACAACAAUGGCAACUCCAAUUCCUUAAACAACCCGAUUACUUCUACUUCAACACCUUGAAACCCUCCAUGCUUAAAUCUCGUACCUUAAUCCAAUCCUUAGUCAACGCCGAAGAUGUUGACGAAAUCUCCAUCGUCGAUAACGCCACUACAGCCGCCGCAAUCGUCCUCCAACACGUCACUUGGUCUUUCUUUACUUCCAAUUUUCAACCCGGUGAUGCCGCCGUUAUGCUCCAUUACGCUUAUGGUUCAGUUAAAAAAUCCGUUCAGGCGUAUGUUGCACGCGCCGGUGGCAAGGUAAUUGAGGUCCAGUUACCUUUUCCGUUAUUGUCGAAUGAAGAAAUUAUUACUGAAUUUGAUAAAGCUCUUAAAAUGGGGAAAAUUAAUGGAGGGAAAAUUAGGUUAGCUGUAAUUGAUCAUAUUACUUCUAUGCCUAGUGUUGUUAUACCUGUUAAGGAACUUGUUAAGAUGUGUAGAGAUGAAGGCGUUGAUAUUAUUUUUGUUGAUGGUGCUCAUGCUAUUGGAAAUGUUGAAGUUGAUGUAGGUGAUAUUGGAGCUGAUUUUUAUACUAGUAAUUUGCAUAAAUGGUUUUUCUCUCCGCCUUCCGCAGCGUUUUUGUAUUGUAAGAAAUCGGAUAAGGUAUUGGAUUUGCAUCAUCCUGUGGUAUCGAAUGAGUAUGGGAACGGGUUGCCAAUCGAGAGUGCUUGGAUAGGGACGAGGGAUUAUAGUGCACAAUUGGUUAUUCCGGAGGUAAUGGAGUUUGUGAACAGGUUUGAAGGCGGAAUUGAGGGGAUAAGGAGAAGGAAUCAUGAUAAGGUUGUUGAAAUGGCGGAGAUGUUGGUGAAGGCGUGGGGGACAAAAUUGGGGACGCCACCAGAAAUGUGUUCGAGUAUGGCCAUGGUGGGAAUGCCUGCCUGUUUAGAGAUUUCUAGUGAUUCGGAUGCUUUAAAGUUGAGGACUCAUUUGAGGGUUUCGUUCAAGGUUGAGGUUCCGAUAUAUUACAGGGCGCCAUUGGAAGGGGAGGUAAAUUCGAUAACAGGUUAUGCUAGGAUCUCCCAUCAAGUUUACAACACAAUCGAGGAUUAUUAUAGGUUUCGAGAUGCCAUUAUCAAGCUUGUGAACGAUGGUUUCACUUGUGCAGUUCUCUCGAAUUGACUAGAUCUUGAAGGGGGACCUUGGAGCAACGGUAAAGUUGUCUUCGUAUGAGUUAUAUGUCACGGGUCCAAGCCGUGGAAUCAACCACUAAUGGUUGCAUCAGGGUAGGCUGCCUACAUCAUAUGCCUUAGGGUGCGGUCCUUUGCUGGACACUGUGUGAACGCGAGAUGCUUUGUGCACCGGGCUGCCCUAUCCUUGUGUCUUUCGCAUUUGGCACAAUGAAAAUUAACUUCUUUCAAACUGGGAGCUAAAUUUUGCUCAGACAUUGAAUUUUGGAUUAUUCCAGAAAAUUUGAGAUGCUUGUCAAGUACAAUGGAUGAACAAUAAGGUUAGUUCUCAGCUUAAGGAAGUGUUGGUCUGCAGUAAAGUAGGGUAUCAGAUUCAUUUGCUGUAUAUAUAUUUUAUGUGAACCAAAUUUUAGUGGAAGCCAUUUGCAGAAUGUAAUAAGUUUGGUGAAAUAAGUAGGAGGAUUAUAACAUUAAAGGCAUUUUGCUACGUUUUAACUCAAUUUACAGCUGCAUUUUGUGUAUA
Messenger RNA from Nicotiana attenuata, 1990 nucleotides. RefSeq names its product probable L-cysteine desulfhydrase, chloroplastic. The record is from RefSeq and is a predicted model, not a curated record. The coding region runs from base 131 to 1459 and encodes 442 amino acids. The transcript is spliced from 2 exons. Lineage: Eukaryota; Viridiplantae; Streptophyta; Magnoliopsida; Solanales; Solanaceae.